Messenger RNA from Ailuropoda melanoleuca (giant panda), 5637 nucleotides. RefSeq names its product solute carrier family 2 member 9 (gene SLC2A9). The transcript is spliced from 12 exons. The record is from RefSeq and is a predicted model, not a curated record. Gene Ontology annotation, molecular function: D-glucose transmembrane transporter activity. Gene Ontology annotation, cellular component: plasma membrane. Gene Ontology annotation, biological process: dehydroascorbic acid transport. Lineage: Eukaryota; Metazoa; Chordata; Mammalia; Carnivora; Ursidae. The coding region runs from base 1695 to 3494 and encodes 599 amino acids.
CCUAUCUCAUAGGGUUGUGGAGGGGUUGGAAUGAAUUCCUAUGCAUCCAGUUCUCAGGAUACUGCAUGGCAUGUUGUAAAUAUGUGUAGGUUACCUAUUUUUAUCAUUAUAUGAUGACUGAUGCAAAGCAGAAGCUCAAUUUAAAACACAAACACUUAGUAAAGCACUGUCCUGUACUACGCAGUACAAUUCAGCAUUCAAAUGUAUCUGGUCAAUGAAUGUUUGUGUAAUGAAUUAGCAGAACAACCUUCAUCACCUGGCUUCUAUCACAUAAGCCUUCAUGCUGCCUUUCAUCUGGGUCUUUGCUGUAUUCGUCCCUGGAGAAGACAAACAUUUAGUCAUUAAAGCCAUCACUUUGAAACCGGCUUUUCAGGACAUUUGCAGGGGGCAUGGGCUUUGCUGCAAGUCUUCCUGCCUUCUCCAGCUCUCUGCAGGACCUUCCGUCCAUCCUCCAGCUUCCCCAAACUGAACUAGGAGAUCUCUGCAGGGAUGCCCAAAGCAAAACCUCGGAGUGUGAUAUGAAAGCUACCCCCUUUCUCAGCAGGCUCCCGAAUGCCUGGAAAGAAAGAGAAAAUUUCCUCCCCAACAGCAUCCUUCCAGUUUCUGCAAAUCGAUUCUAGGAAACUGGACACUGCUGCAGGUGUAGUGCUGAGAGGCUCUCUAGAGUGGGUGUUAGCAAGGCUCCUUUCAAGGUGGCUGUAAUUGUUUGGAUCAGUGCGGGAUUGCAGUAGAGACCAAGGUCACAUCCAAGAAUGACCUUGUAUGGGUGGGGGGUGGGGAGGCAGAGGGUGACUCCUGCUUAAUUGGGCAGCAGGAGAGGUGCCUGUCCAGUCCUGGGUACUCAUUCCUUACACUAGCAUCUCUGAGGGUCUUGACCCUGUGAAUGCUCGCUGUCGCCCUCAGGGUCCUGUACCCCUGCCUUCCUGAGGCCCCUCCAGCACCCCCCGCCCCGGCUUAGCAGUUCAUCACACUCUUCCUCCCACUAUGUUCUGUGCCUCUUGGUUGUCACCCUUGUACUUCAGGGCCCAGCAGAGUGUCUAGACCAUAACAAAGACUUAAUUGAUACUUACUUUUAUAUCAAUAAAUGCCCGAUUGUACUUGGCUGCUUAAUAUUGCCACCUUGAGUGUGAAGUUCAGAGCCCGGAAAGAAGAGUUGCCCUUUAGCGUUCAGAAGUGAGGCUGAGCUCACAGAACCCUCUCCUCCUCCACCUGUUAGCCACGUGACCGUGACCUUGGGCAAGUUGGCAACUCUCCGCUCCCUCAUCUGUCAGUGAGGCUUUCUGCCACCAGGGUUGCCGUGAGGCUGAACUAGGGUAAUUUCCGUGUUUUGGUAGAGUUUCAGCAGGUGGAAACAACAGCAAUUUUGUCUGAUUGAAGCUAAAAGAGGCGUUGACAAAAGAGCGAGCAGGGUUGUUGGCAGGGCUGGUGAGCCGGGCUCCGAAGCUCUCCAGCCUGGGUGACGCCCCACCUCAUGCCCAGGAGCGGUCAUUGCCGGCCGGUGCUCGGCUGGCACAGGACACCGUGGCUCCCCGCACUGCAGCGGCCCCCAAACCCAGUCGGGCCGGGUCGGGCCAGCGCUCCCUCCGCUGUGGGAGGAGUCCCAGCCCCGCCUCCCGCAGAGCCCCGCCUCCCGCAGAGUCCAGGCCUCUGAUUGGCUGAGCCUGAGUCACGGAGCCGAUCGCGAGCUGCAGGGGAUGCUGGGAGAGCAGGCAUCUGACGCCGUGGACUCGCGUAGCGAGGAGUGGACUGCGUGUCCUGCCCGGACAGUGGGGCAGGAAGCUCCCCCAGAUGGGAAGGAGGCCCCUGAUGCUGGGCAGCUGAAGGGUGACAGGCGGCCACAGAAUGCACGGACACUAAGGGUCAGCGUUGAUGUCCAGCCACUGCCAGCACGCAACUCCUUGUACAUCAAGUCCUUCUACAAUGAAUCAUGGGAAAGAAGGUAUGGGCAUCCAGUAGACCCAGAUACUCUGACUCUGCUCUGGUCUGUGACGGUGUCCAUAUUCGCCAUCGGUGGACUCGUGGGGACUUUAAUGGUGAAGCUGAUCGGAAAAGUUCUUGGGAGGAAGUACACUCUGCUGGUCAACAAUGGGUUUGCGAUUUCUGCUGCAUUGCUCAUGGCCUGUUCUCUGCAGGCAGGAGCCUUGGAAAUGCUCAUCGUGGGACGCUUCAUCAUGGGCGUGGAUGGAGGCAUCGCCCUCAGCGCGCUCCCCAUGUACCUGAACGAGAUCUCGCCCAAGGAGAUCCGCGGCUCUCUGGGGCAGGUGACCGCCAUCUUCAUCUGCAUUGGUGUGUUCGCCGGGCAGGUGCUGGGCCUGCCUGAGCUGCUGGGAAAGGAGAGCACCUGGCCAUACCUGUUUGGAGUGAUUGCUGUCCCCGCCUUGGUCCAGCUGGUGAGCCUGCCCUUUCUUCCUGAGAGCCCGCGCUACCUGCUCUUUGAGAAGCAUGACCAGGCGGGAGCCGAGAAAGCCUUCCGAACUUUCCUGGGCAAAGAGGACGUGUCCCGAGAGCUGGAGGAAGUCCUGACGGAGAGCCGUGUGCAGAGGAACGUCCAGCUGGUGUCCGUGCUGGAGCUGCUCCGGAGUCCCCUCGUGCGUUGGCAGGUCGUCACUGUGGUCAUCACCAUGGCCUGCUACCAGCUCUGCGGUCUCAACGCGAUUUGGUUCUACACCAAUAGCAUCUUUGGAAAAGCUGGGAUCCCGCCAGAAAAGAUCCCCUACAUCACCUUGAGCACCGGUGGCAUCGAGACUUUGGCCGCCAUCUUCUCUGGCUUGGUCAUCGAGCGCCUGGGACGGAGACCCCUCCUCAUCGGUGGCUUUGGACUGAUGGCCCUCUUCUUUGGGAUCCUCACUGUCACGCUGACAUUGCAGGACCACGCCUCCUGGAUCCCGUACCUGAGUAUCGUGUGCAUCCUGGCCAUCAUCGCCUCCUUCUGCAGUGGGCCAGUCCCACAGGGCCCCCCAUCACCCCUUCUAUGGACAGCAUUCACGUGGGCGCCCCUGCAGGGGGGCAGCCAGAGGCCCCAGGGGAACACUGGGCAGCAGACCAGGAGGGCAGCCUCCGCUCCCCCAGGACUUAUGGGCUGGUGUGGAAAUCCCGCUCGAGACGUCAGGCCCGGGGGCAUCCCAUUCAUCCUCACCGGUGAGUUCUUCCAGCAGCCCCAGCGGCCGGCUGCCUUCGUCAUUGCGGGCACCGUCAACUGGCUCUCCAACUUCGCCGUCGGCCUCCUCUUCCCGUUCAUUCAGAAAGGUCUGGACACCUACUGUUUCCUGGUUUUUGCCGCGAUCUGCCUCACAGGGGCUGUCUAUUUCUAUUUUGUCCUGCCUGAGACAAAAAACAGAACCCAUGCAGAAAUCAGCCAGGCAUUUGCCAGAAGGAACAAGGCAUACCCACCGGAGAACACUGACUCAGCUGCCUCUGAUGCUAAGGUGACCAGAAGGCCCGAGCCAGACCCCGCCUCCACUCUGGACAAUUAUGUCCAAAAUGGGGUUAUCUAAAUGGAUGAUCUCACCAUUUCAGGAAACCAAAGAUUUCCACACGUGAUUAAUAGUAUUAAGUAUUUAAAAAUAAACCUUUGCUAAUCUAUGGUCACAACCAUUUAGGUUUUAUUCAUAGCUGAAUGUCCGAAUUCUUCUGGAAGGUGGAAGGGAUAUCAGCUUAUGUUCCAGUAGAUCCACCCUUCUUCUGUUUGGAUCGAUGGCCUGUCUCCUUCAUGACUUAGCCCAUGGAUUCCAGAUGGAGCUGCUGAAAUAGCACUUGACAGCUUUCUCACAGGAAAACAAUAUAGGAAACAGGACACAGGGACAGGAGACCACAGACUGAGGUGCUGGUUCCAACUCUGCCGUAAGUAGCCUCGAGCUGCCCUCAACCUGGGUCCUGAGGCCUCAGGGAUCCUGGGCUUUGGUCCUAGAUGAAGGUUUUUGGAAUUCAGUGGAAAGACUCUUUGCACCUCCUGAUAAAUACCGUUACCAACCUCUGGCUCGGCCUUGUGGACCUCAGCCUCAGGAAGCUGAUACCAACCCACCGUCCUCCGGGUUCUGCCCCUCGCAGGCUGUGUCCCACACAUGGGCUGAAGACUUCCAUCCCUGAAACUGUCUUCACCUCGGAGUAUCAGAUGUGUCUCAGAAGGCAGAAAGAGGAUCAAGAUGGGGCAGGGACUGCAAAGUGAGUUGUUUUCAACUGAGGAAAACAGUAUUAAGAGUGACUCGGAAACGAAGCCUAGUCUUGGUGGAAAGACAGGGCAGAAGACCCAUGUCAUAGCUCAACCAGUAAAGCCGAGGGCAGAUUCUCCCUUCCUCUGCCUCUUUGUUUUCUAUUCAAGCCCUCGACAGAUGGGCUGAGGCCCACCCACAUCGGGGAGAGCAGUCUGCUUUGCUCAGUCCACCAGCUCAAAUGCUAAUCUUGUCUGGAAGUACCCUCGCAGACAUGCCCAAAAUAAUGUUUAACCAAAUAUCUGAGCACCCCAUGACCCAGUCAAGUAGACACCUAAAAUUAAUCAUCACAGAAGGUGAGUUCGCCAUUACACAGAGUGCUCAAGCAAACGUGGGGUGAUUGCUUGCCUUGACUGUCAUUAAGGAAAUCUAAGUGUCGCUUGUGGAAGAAGUUCUUAGGAGCAGAUAUGCUUGAGGACUCUUCCAACCCUUCGGUGCUAGGGCUGUUUGGUUUGGGACAACUUCCAACUGCCGUGAUUAUGUGUGCCGUGAGGUUUGGGCGAUUCCCUGUACUUGCCCCGUGAGUGAAACAAAGUCGGGACGCCCAUAGAUAAGUGAAAGUGUGCGUGAGUUAGCAGGUGUGUGUUCGAAUUCAUGUCACAGGAGGAGUGGGCCGGAGAGGAACGCCUCUGGACAUGGCAACACCCCUGGAACCCCUUCAGUCCCAUUCUUGACAAGGACAGCCUUACCCAAAAUCUGAAUUCUAAGUUUCCUUUCCCACCAAAUACUCUCAUCACUGGGCUGCUCCUUUGGUUGAUUGCCAGCUCAGUGCACCAUCCUCCCGAGCUAUGGCAGAAAGAUUUGGACAGUGUGUGUCUAUAUGGAGAGAAAGUGAUAGGUGGGUGCACAAAGUGCCCGAGACCAAAAAGCCAAAUGAAGUGCAAAAAGAAAUCUUAGCUGGGGAGUGUUGUCUUUCAUGUGUAGACUUGAGUAUUUAGCUUCUAAAUAGUAGGUACCUAGCAGGGGCUAGGCCCUAGGUAGGUGCUGAGGACACAUCGGGGAGCAGGAGAAUACACUGUCCUACCCCGCAUUCACUCACGGCCUGCCACCGAAGAUUGAAAAUCAAAGAAGCAGUAGCAAUGAAGUUACCCAGAGGAGGGGGACACAGCGAUGGAGGAACAGGUCACAGGACCACCUCCUCAGGGGUCGGUGAGAGGUGAAGGCCUUCCUAAAAAAUGGCGGCGAUGAGCUGGGGAAGCAACACAGCCAGCAGGCGGUAGGCCGGGAGUCGCUCUUAGCAUUUCCACGUUUGAAAAGUCAGCAGAGCAACGUUAAGUAAAUGUUUGAAAAAGAAAACACUUAAGAUGCCCAUAAUCUCACAUCCUUCCAUUUCCCUAACACUAUCACUCUCGUUUUUACAUCUCUCCGUCCAUUUCCGGCCUGUGAUUUACACUGUUAUAGUCACAGAAUACAUAACAACGAUUUACAA